AGUAAAAGUGGAAAAAUGGGCUUGACCGGGGAGAUGAAGAGGGAGUGCGAGGAGAGAGGAGGGGAGGGGAGAAGCCUAAGGGAAGACGGGGCACGAUUCGUAUCGGUAGCUACAUCUGGAGCUGCAGCUUGCGACGGAGCCUCUAGGUGAACGCCAGAGCCCGACAAGGAUCGAGGACGACCGGAGUCGCACAGUCAUCACUGCGAGUCGAUGACUGCCACGACAGCAGCAGCAGCAGCCACGUCAGUCCUACUGUUGAUAGAGGGCAGCCCCGGUCGAGAUCGUCGCCUCCUCGUCUCGGCUAGCUCACCAGUCCAAGCCAGCCAAGGUCUUGUCACGAAGGAUCGGGGUGGUCAGAGAUGUCGCUCUGUGUCUAGUUGCCUUGGGGACAGCCUCUUCAAGCUCGAGUGCAAGUACCGCUCAGAAGUGCCUCUCAAGAUCCUUGUGCGUCCCUCUUUUGUCCUUGAGCCGUGGUAAGACGCUCGCCAGUAGACGGCUAUCAGGUAGUGCCAGACGUCCUUCCA
Molecule: messenger RNA, 524 nt
Organism: Microstroma glucosiphilum
Lineage: Eukaryota; Fungi; Basidiomycota; Exobasidiomycetes; Microstromatales; Microstromataceae
Exons: 3
Coding region: 211-477 (88 amino acids)
Source: RefSeq, a predicted model, not a curated record